Molecule: messenger RNA, 996 nt
Organism: Dimorphilus gyrociliatus
Lineage: Eukaryota; Metazoa; Annelida; Polychaeta; Dinophilidae
Source: the annotation of a GenBank genome assembly
AUUCAACCCUAAGAGGUCGUUUAUGUUCUCUGAACUGCUAAUGUAGUUUGUUUAUUUGGUUUUUGGAAUUGGACAAAGAACAAUAUAACGGAUAGAGGUGCCGAGAAGAUUAGUCACACGGAUAAUCUCACACUUCCAGAUCUUCUUUAGAUUCUUGUUUUUCUUAGUUUAUUUCAUUACCCUUACUAUUUUCUGGUUUUCCUCUAAUCGGAUAACAAGUCUAAAAGUAUGGAUGAAGAACGAAUUCCUUCAUGCGAACAAAACAGAGCAGUAGAGGGUGAAGCCAUCGAUUUCCUAGCUUCUCUGCAUUGGGAUGAAGCGAAUGAAAUCAGUAUUCUACAAAAUCCUUUCACGUUCUUUUCUCCUUGGAGAACUAAUUUGGAAACGAAAGUGAAGAAAACCACUAAGCGAAAGAUAAAGAUGGCAACCACCGAGACUUGCAAAGGCGAAGAUAUCCAAUUCGAUAUAAGGAAGAGUUUUGAGCAUCAUUUGACUUUACCUAAAUCAAACUUGAACGCUCUGAAAAAGAGAAAUUCUCCAACAUUGUACAAGACUGCCGAUGUUGAUCAAUGCAAGAAACUAACAAAAAUACAUAAAGAGACCCAUUUAAUUAAACCACCCAAUUUGGAAGAAUUUCACUUAAGUAAAAGUAAAAAGAAUAAACUCAAUAAUUAUAAUCCUCUUCCAGCUUUAUCGGUACCACUUGUUGAUUGCCGGAGUGACCACCUAGUAGAAGCUAUAAAACAAAGAAUGGAAGAAAUCGAAAAAGAUGAAAAGAGACGAACCAUGUCCGAACCUCCAGUUGCUCAACGUGGAAAUAACCAGGGUGGUGGUUUUCAUGGUUUGAGUAUUGGACAAACAAGGUUUACCCGGGUACCACCACCCCCUCAUUCCCAUACUCAUACUCAUACAACUGCAGUUGACCUAUUACCGGUCAUCUCGGGGAAGAAAGUAGCCAUUUCUGGUCAAAGGCUUAAAACUGGAUUAUGCAAAUGA